GGUAGAGAUUAGUUUUGUUAUGGAGCAUAAACUGGCGGAGUUCAGAGCCCGGCGGGCCGCCAGACAGGACGGAGGAGCUGUCUGUCUGUCCGAAACACCAGCCACUGUCCUGUCUGACGGCGGAGGUGAAGCAGAGACAGCAGCGGCCAGCAGACAGACAGAGGAGCUGAGCAAAAGUACAAGUGCGACCCCAAGAGACAGCACCCAGGCCGAGGAUCGCUGGGACUGGCUACGGGACAGUGCUCUGGGAAGAUGGCUGGUUUCAGGGAAGUUUGCCUUCUCCACCCUGACUCUGCUCAAAGUGAUGCUGUGGCUGGUUCUCCUCGGACUGUUUGCCGAGCUGGAUUUCGGCUUGCCUUUUUUCCUCAUCUCACUCUUCUACUGGCUUUAUGAAGGACUGCGCAGCCCUGCUGCCCGCCAGCCCGGAGAGCUUAGCGCCUAUUCUGUCUUCAACCCAGACUGUCAGCCUCUCUUGGGCACCCUGACUGCUGAGCAGCUGGAGGGAGAAAUGGGCUACAGACCAGUGGCCAACAGAUAACAACACUCCCUGGGAUGGAAACACUUGAUUUCUAAAAUAGACAUCUCAGACGAUAAUUUGCACCAUAAUGAAUUCAUGUUUUUUGUCACUGAAACUGUAACUAAUAAAAUUAACUUUAUUGUAAAUCUAAUCUGAACAUCAGGGGUGGGCAACCAUGUGCCAUAGUGAGGCGAGAGGCUGAAGGUUUUCAUUCCAACCAAAAACUCCACCAGGUGAUUUCACUGAU
Myripristis murdjan (pinecone soldierfish) is the source of this 764-nucleotide messenger RNA. RefSeq names its product SAYSVFN motif domain containing 1 (gene saysd1). NCBI's taxonomy places the organism in Eukaryota, Metazoa, Chordata, Actinopteri, Holocentriformes, Holocentridae. The record is from RefSeq and is a predicted model, not a curated record. The coding region runs from base 20 to 538 and encodes 172 amino acids. The transcript is spliced from 2 exons.